AUGAUUUUCACUACUGCUGCUGAUGAUGACUUGGAACCAAUUGUUGAGAGUGCAUUUGAGAAUGUAGAACAGAGUCAGAACCAAUCUUUUCUGUUUCUUUCUUGUGGAGUUGUUGGAGACUGCUUUAUGGAUUGUGUCAACUGCCUGAUUGGAUUUGCCAAUAAUAAGAGUUCUCACCGGAUAAGUUUGAAGGCUAUUGCGCUGCUCCGAAUAUGCGAGGAUCGUUUUGCAGAGAUUAAUUUACAAAAAGAAGAAAAGGAAAACCCAGUUGCUGAAAUAUCGGAUUUUCUUCCGGGAGGUGAAGAUAUAAUUUGA
Fraxinus pennsylvanica is the source of this 315-nucleotide messenger RNA. NCBI's taxonomy places the organism in Eukaryota, Viridiplantae, Streptophyta, Magnoliopsida, Lamiales, Oleaceae. The record is from the annotation of a GenBank genome assembly.